UCACAUGCUCUCUCCCUCACAUCUCAUCACAAACAAACCGAAGCAAAAGGCAAGCAUUGUGAAAAUUAAGAGAGUCUGAAACAAUGUCUGGGAUCAUCCACAAGAUUGAGGAGACCUUCCAUGGGCACAAGAAUGAGGAGCACAAAGGGGAGCAUCACAAAGGAGAACACAAAGGGGAACACCAUGGUGAACACAAAGGGGAACAUCAUGGGGAGCACAAGGAGGGUUUUAUGGACAAGGUGAAGGACAAGAUCCAUGGUGAUGGAGAACACAAGGGUGAGAAAAAGAAGAAGGAGAAGAAGAAGAAGCACGAGCAUGGACAUGAGCAUCAUGGUCAUGACAGCAGCAGCAGCGACAGUGAUUAAAUCUUAAUAUGUUAAGCAGGUGUAUGGUACUAUGGUAGUGAGGACCAGAGUCCCUUCUUUCCCUUCUAUUAUGAUGUACUAAUGAAAUAAUGUGUUGAUCUAUUUAUGUAUGUGGUCAAUGUAAAACGUACACCGCUUUGGUUUGGCUUGGUCGUUGUAUGUUAGAUGAAGAAAUAAAUAUUCUGUUUAGUUAAUCUUUC
Messenger RNA from Cajanus cajan (pigeon pea), 565 nucleotides. Its product is annotated as protein SRC1. Gene Ontology annotation, molecular function: metal ion binding. The record is from RefSeq and is a predicted model, not a curated record. Lineage: Eukaryota; Viridiplantae; Streptophyta; Magnoliopsida; Fabales; Fabaceae.